AUGAAAGCAUCAUUUUGUAAAAUUAUUUUUUGGUUUGUGAUUACUCUUCUUCAUUCUGAAGCUUAAAAUUGCUCCAAAUUACUUUAAAAAUUAGUAACUCCAAAAGCCUAUUAAGGAUAUCAAUGCGUUUUCGAUUCAAAUACAUCACUUUCCUCUGAAUUUAUUGUCACUUAAGUUGACAGAUAUGACCACUUUUUUUACAACUAAAGUCUUUAACAAUAAGAAUGUAAUUCAAACUUCUUAAUAAAUCCGAAUAAUUUAGACAGAAGUUAAAAUGAUGCUCGUAUCAUAUUUUAUGGAAAGCAGCCUAUUUCAUAUUUUUAAAUUACCUAUGGCUAAUUUUAUUAUUAACAUCCAGGUGUUAACUUUUAGUUCUCAAUUUAGGCUUUUGAUUUACCAAACUAUUAUCUAAGUGAGUUAGGAAAACCAGCUAGCUCACUAAAUGAACAAUAAUAUUGCAAUAUUAACAAUUUUUUUAGAACUACUUAGUAUUAUUUUGUUAAUUUGAAUAAUGUUACUAGUUAAUUCUGUAUUCAAACAUAUUUAUCUCCUGGUAAUGCCUAAAACAAAAUGGGUGAUAUAGAGAUAUUAGUUUAUUUUUAAUGUCCAAUUGGUUGUUUGACAUGUGAUAAUUCUGGUAAGUGCUCUUCUUGCAUUUAAAAUUAUAAUUUGGAUUAGAAACAAAAAUACUGUUUCUUGACUUGUAGUCUCAAUAAAUUUGCUUAAGUUGAUUAAAAUUCUACUGAAUAGGUCUGUUAGUUAUGCGAUCCCUCUUGUAGUACUUGUAGUGGAACUUCUACAAGUUGUACUUCCUGCUCAAAUAAUUAUUACACAUUGAAAACUUUGCCUUCAGACACUAAUUUUUAAUGCUAUUCGACAUGCCCAGAUGGCUACUAUUAAUUUUCAUAAGAUUGUCUGAAAUGCGAUGAUUCUUGCAGUACUUGUACAGGCAACUCUUUGAGUUGUACUGCAUGUUCAAAUAGUUAUUACCCCUAUAAAGCUUCUCCUUCAGCAACUAACUUUUAAUGCUACUAAAUAUGCCCUAAUGGAUCUUACUUUCUACAAAACUAAUGUCUAUAAUGUGAUGCUUCUUGCAGUAUUUGUACUGGUUCUUCUACAAACUGUACUACUUGUUCAAGCACUUACUAUCCACUUAAAGAUUCACCCACUGCAACAAAUUUUUAAUGCUACUAAACAUGUCCAAAUGGUUAUUAUUUUUACUUUUAAUAAUGUUUAAAAUGUGAUGCAUCUUGCUACACUUGCAGUGACAGCUCUUUAAGUUGUACUGUAUGCGCAAAUAAUUAUUACCCACUUAAAACUACACCUUCAGCAACUAACUUUUAAUGUUAUUUAACAUGUCCCGAUGGUUAUUUCCUACUACAAUAAUAAUGUUAAAAAUGA
This is a messenger RNA of Tetrahymena thermophila SB210, 1401 nucleotides long. RefSeq lists its product as hypothetical. The transcript is spliced from 3 exons. NCBI's taxonomy places the organism in Eukaryota, Ciliophora, Oligohymenophorea, Hymenostomatida, Tetrahymenidae. The record is from RefSeq and is a predicted model, not a curated record.